This is a messenger RNA of Fusarium odoratissimum NRRL 54006, 3922 nucleotides long. RefSeq lists its product as uncharacterized. The record is from RefSeq and is a predicted model, not a curated record. The coding region runs from base 551 to 1666 and encodes 371 amino acids. Gene Ontology annotation, molecular function: FAD binding. The transcript has 3 exons. Lineage: Eukaryota; Fungi; Ascomycota; Sordariomycetes; Hypocreales; Nectriaceae.
GUGCUACUGCAUACUAUGACCGAAUAUCAGCAUCAAAAGCGUCUUAGUGCCAUGAAAUCAUCAAGUCGGUCCGAAUAACACAAUUGAUAAAAGAUCUCAAGCUUAAGUCAAGAAAGUCUGGGGACCCCAGAUUUUAUUUCAUUUGCAGGUUCUCAUUCUUCAAUAUCUGACAUGAAGGUCGUUACCGCUCAUUUCGUUGCCGCUCUAUUAUCCUCCAGCGUGUUAGCAUCAACAUGUGUAUGUGCCUUGGGGGCAAACAUGAUAAUAUUAUAAUAGCUGACAGCUCCAGUGUCAUCAAUUGAAGGGGAGUCUCGGCGACAAAAUCAGCUUUCCUGAUACCAAAAGCUACAACGCCACGUUAACUAGCUACUGGUCGAAACAAGAGUCUGCGCUUCACCCCAGUUGCGUCCUGCAGCCUACCACCGCCCACGAUGUUGCCGCUGCCUUGAGGAUAAUCAGCACACAGAAAGAUUGCAAAUUCUCAAUCAAGAGUCAUGGUCAUGCUCCUGCAGCAGGCUUCGCCAACUCCAACAGCGGCGUGACCAUUGACAUGACAACUCUCUCAUCCGUGUCUCUGGACAAGAGGUCAACCAUUGCAAGCAUCGGCGCAGGCGCAAAGUGGCUUGACGUCUAUCAGCAUCUUGACGGCUCAGGUGUUCAAGUCGCCGGAGGUCGAAACGGAAAUGUCGGUGUUGGAGGCUUGCUCCUUGGUGGAGGAAUAUCGCAUUUCACUACCAAAGUCGGAUGGGCUUGUGAUAGGGUGGUCAACUACGAGGUUGUACUCGCUAAUGGCACUCUGAUCAAUACAAAUAAGAAAGAGAACUCAGACCUGUUCCUCGCUUUGAAAGGAGGGGGCAACAAUUUUGGAGUUGUUAGCCGCUUCGACAUUGAAACAUUUCCGCAGGGCGACAUAUCUACAACAAGCAUCUCCUACAAUAUUACUGAGAGGGGGAGGGUCUUCCAGGCUUUUACAGACUUACUUGAUUCAUCGACAUACGAUCCCGACGCGUCCUUGGUUGCCAGUCUUCUCUACAGCUCAGCAUCCAAAGGCUGGUCACUGUCAGCAUCGGCUGUAUACACGAAGCCCGUUUCCCAGCCAAAGAUCUUCAAGGGUCUUUCAGAUGUGCCUCACACGAAGCUGGUCAAUAAUAUCACGACAUUGGCAGAGUUCGCGAAUGAGAAGGAUACGCCGCCUUUGAACUGGGUUUUUGCGACAUUGACUCUGAAGCCAUCCGCACAAAAUAUGCAGCAUAUGUUUGAGACCCUCAACAACACUAUCUAUUCAUUCAACCCACAGGACGGCGUGACAUGGAGUAUCGCCUUUGAGCCGUUGGUAGCAGCGAUGCUGGAAGGUUCUAAGCACACCAAUGUCCUCGGCCUUAAAACAGCCCAUGAUGGCUACAUUGUUCUUAUCUCAGCGCUGUGGCCGAACUCGGCUGUUAACUCAAACAUUGAAGCAAAGACCAAGGAGGUUCUGUCAGUAUGGGAAGAGGAUGCUCGUGCAAAGGGACUGCUACAGAAGUUCCAGUACCUCAACUACGCUGCGCCAUACCAAAAGCCGUUUGAGUCAUACGGAGCUGAUGAGCUGGAAUUUCUCAGGUCGGUCAGCAAAAGGUAUGACCCUGCUCAAAUCUUGCAGAAGAGAGUUGGUGGCUUCAAGCUCUGAGCCCAAUGAGAAGGUCGCACCCCAAAAGGAUAUCGAGAGCAGCGACAGCACUCGUGAUUCAGUGUGUAGAAAAAGCAUAGGGAGACAAGCUGUCAAGGCUUCCAAGCAAAGAGUCUAGUGUACAUUUCGUGUAUCUCAUGUAUCUCGAUUUACUAGGUAUCACAUCUAGCUAACAUCACAUCCUAAUCCCUCGACGCCUUCGCCUUCAAUCCAAACGCACCAAAAAGCAUCAUGAAAACGUAAACAAUCAUCAUAUACAGACCUUCACCGAUGUAACAAACCGCCGCAACGGGGUCGCCAGCGCCUCUUCUAACUGCGCCAAACAUCCACUUUGCAUCCUUCUUCGCUUCGCCAACAGCCCAUGUCAAAGGUGACGGCUUAGCAGGUCUCUCCUUGAUCUUGGGUCUUGAGCCAGGGAAAUCAGCGACACCUUUCCUCUUCCCUUCGAGAUCUUUGAGAGUGAGGGUGUGAUUCUCGUGCUGGCGGUUGCGGACGCUUUCCUUUGUGAGCAUACCUCGGAUGGUCUCUUUUUCGGAGGCCGUGUUGUGGUUCCACCAUUCUUCGACGGCGGUGAACAUGUAUUUCUGGAUGGGUGUUUUGUGGCGUGGGAAGGCGGGAUGAUGCAUGAUUGUGAGGAUCUGGCGGAUUGUUUCUUCUUCGUUGCGGAAUGGAUCAUCCCAGCAUUUGACGACCUGUUGCGUUGUCCAGUUUGUCGUGACGGAGGAGACGAGACCAGCAGGCUGGUUGAGGACGUUGCUGAAGUGAUCCUUUGAGAUGUCCGAAUGGCUCGGAUCAGACCCGUCGCCAUCGAGGUAGACUUCGGCAGAAGUCGACUUCGCAGCUUCAGCAUCAACACGUUCUUUCGCUGCCUUGAGCGCAUUGCGCAACUGCAUGAUAGAGCUCUCAAUCAUGAGCGACAGGUACUUGAAGACAAGCUGGUCCGUGUAUUUGCCCAACUGCGUGCUCGACUCCUCCGACAGCGGGUCAGCAUCAUGCUGUUCCGUGCGUUCUUGUAUCCAUUUCUUGAUUCGAUCGUGGAGGUAGAAGAUCGGUUCGAUGGUCUGCCAAAGCUGAUUGGCGUCGAGGCUGCUCGCGGCGGUUGAGCUUUGUUUUUCUUCUUCGGCUUUCUUGAAGAGCACGCCGACGGUCUCGAGCUGUUGGAGAAUCGGGUCGUUCGUCUUGGAGGCUAGUUUGCUUAUCGCUUGUAUCGCGGCUUUGAGUAGGUCGAAGAUAUGCUGGAAGGCGAUUUCACCGAGGUUCAGUUCCUGUUGGCUGUCAGCGUGGGCAUGUGAAGGGAGGGGUCGGCGGCUUGCGCACGUUCUCGAGAUUCUGCAGUGAGCCUUUGCACUGGAGGAUGGCCAUGUCGUCGGCUUCACCAAGAAUACUGUGAAAGAUGUCGAGCAUUCCGAAAGUGCCAGUGACGAUGGGCGGUACCAUGCGACUUCUCCAUCGUGGCGUCUUGACGCGACAGGCUUCGCCGACAAAGGCAAAGACGUCGUGCUCGCCAAGUUCAUGUAGGCAGAGUUCCGUAAAGUUGCUAUGCGCCGAAAAGUCUUCGAGGGUAUGAAGCGCAGCGCCAAGAUGAAUGAAAGCUUCCUUCUUCGACUUUGGAUCCUUCUCGCGCCCAAGUCGAAUGCAUUCGCGUAGCUCUCGCGUGACGUAAUCAGCAGAAGUAUCCCAGCCUUUGCCCGAGUUUGCGAUGUAAUUCUUCAUGCCCGUCUUGGGGUCAAACUCGAGUUCGCGUGGAUCCAAAGGCCCUCUCAACCUUUCGUCAAUCUCCUUGGCAUUACUCGGGUAUCCCUUGGGGUUGUCGAUAUGCUCCACAUGAGUGUAACAUCCCAAGCGCUCGCGCGUCACCUCGAACUCGUCGGUCGCGAAGCCAAACUCCAGAAACCCCAUGAUGCUGACAAUAGCUCUGAGAACAGGUUCCGGAACAUUAUCAAGGCCUGUUGUAUCGAUUAUUUGCGAAAAGUCUCGUAGCCAGUUCCCAAAGUAAAUUUGUCGUCGCUCGAGAGUUGAAAAUCUGUAGUGCGUCACGAAACUCGCCGGGAGGUACCGAAGGGCUUCGACGAUGUCGCCAUGACGCCAGACGUAACCGUUGAAUUCGCUAGUGCCUGCUACUUCACCUGCUCCAAAGGCUGAGACGCGGUCGGCGAAAAGGAGGCAUACGAAGGCGACGAGAAGAAGUCGUGUUGCCAAUGCCAUUUCGACGGAAUGAGAUGUGACGUCAUAAAUGCAUUCAAGAUUGACAAAAAG